CGAAGAAGAAUUCCCUGGACAAGGAGGCAACAACAUUCACAACCUGUUUCAGCAAACGUCGAUCCCCACGAAGGGUUCGGCGGGUUUCGAUCGUUGUUUCCAAAACCCCCCCCACUGAGAGGGGACUAGACUCUUCGAUCCCGACAAGCUCUCGCCACAUUGGGUUCCACGAUCUUCGAAACCAUGUCUUUCCCCGCAGCGGACUCGCUUCAUCUCCCGCGGCUUUUCUUCGCUUUGCUGCAGAGCGCGCUCUCGUCUCGCUUGGGAAUCUGGAGAAAUCAGGUACGGGGUUUCAUUGGGUACGCAAGAUUUGUGGGUGUGGAAAUGGAAAUGUAAAGUUGGGUCGGAAAGGUUUUCGACUUUCUUGGGUUUUGAGUGCACUGAAAGCUUGUGUUCUUGAGGGUCUUGUUGCAUUCGGCGAAGGUUUGAGUCACGAUUGUGUGAUUACUUUAGUUUGGACUGUGAAAACGAUGAUUACUUGGAGUGGUGUGAUGUCGGACUUUGGUUUUUGUUUCUUGAGCGGCCCUUCGAUGGUCCCUCGAGGAACUGUUCCCCAGCCGUGACGCUGUCGGUUGCAGGGUGUAUUUUAUUGCGAUUUCCAAAACAAUCGAAAAGUAGAUUGGCUUAGGUGGCGGAAUCCCCCGAAGUCUUAUUUGCUCGAAACUACGAAUUUUGCAUGGUUUCUUGAUUCUUAUAUAUUUGUGUAUUUGAGACCCCAUUGUUUCAGCUUGAUCCUGUUAUCUUUGGUUUUUUUAUUUUCUUUUCAUGUUUACUGUUUUUCGACAUUCGUUUGGUGCAGGUUUCUUUGGGAAAUUCGCAACAAGACUCAGUUUGCCAGGGGCUUCUUGCAGAUAGCAAAGUAUGGGUGAAAUCGAUACGAAACCGAUCGAACCAGUCCAAGUCGCGCUGUCCUUGUUCGGUGAGAAAGGAGAUCAUAGGAAGCAUCGUUCCGCCGGCAGUGACACAGAGACUGAUAAAGAGGAGCUGCAAGGCCUGCACAAGGAAUUGGCUAAUUACAAGGUGCAAAUUGAAGCCAAGGAAUCUGCCUACAUGCAAGCGCUCCUCAAGCUACAACAAUACAGUGAAAGAGUGGACGAACUUUCCUCUCAGCUGAUGAAAUCUGAGCUUGAGAGGGACAAAUAUGAUAGGGAAUGCAUGCAAGCCAGGACCAGUAUCAACAUGCUGGAGUCCAAGACCAAGGAAAUGGCCGAUCAGCUAUCAGAAACCGUGAAGAUCCGUGAGCAGCUUUCUCACGUAUUAAACGAGCUGAAGUCUGCCCAAGUCGAGUUGCUUGGGAUGGAGACCGAGCUUGCCGUCGAGAGAGAGGCACGGCUGAAGGCUCUAACGCGAACGGAGGAGCUGGAAGCUGAUAAUCAAAUAGAGAAAGGAAAGGUUGGAGUACUCCUAAAGCAUGUAGAGGAGCUCAAUGAAGUUCUCCUUAUGUCGAAGCAGGCCGCUAAGGAAGCUGAAAAAGAAAAAUGGGACAUAAUUUCUCAGAAAGAUGCCGAGGUAAAUUUAGCUACUGAUGCGGCGGUUCAAAUGCAGGAGCAGUUGAACAAUCUGAAAAAUCAACUGGGGAUGAUCGAGGACUUGGAGAACCAGGUCCUGGUGAAGUCCACGUAUGUUGAGUCGUUACAAUCUGAUCUCAGGGAAGUGAAGGAGCUGCUCAGUUCAUCUGAGAGGGCCACUUCCAAUGCCACAACCGACUUGGAGAAGUGGAAAGCGGAUUUGGAAGUGAAGAAAAGGGAAGUGUCAGACCAAGCUGCUUACAUCGAAGUGCUUCAGAUGGAAUUGAAUCAAAUGAAGCGCGAAAUGAAAACCGCGAAUGAAAGGCUUUGCCACAUGAGCUGCGAUCUUGAAACUCUUACCGAAGAUUUGCAGAACGCGGAGUCUGAGUUGAGUGAGAUGAAGGAAAACGAGACUGAAGCGCAGGUCGAACUGGCGUUGCUGAAAUCUCAGCUCCACAAAGCCCGGUCAAUAGUCGCAGCCGCAGAGGCAGCUGAAGUUAGAGCGGAUAGUGUUAAAUCAGGACUUUAUCUUGCAGUACAGCAGCUGGCGCUGGAAGCAGGCGAAGCCAAGAAAGAAUGCCAGAGGUUACAGGAAGAAGCUGAUAAGGUAUCUGAGGAGCCUGAAAGCUUCACGUUUGCUACCGCCCCAGUAGAAGUCAGUGCUCAGGAUGAGGAAAUAUUUGAAAACGCAUCAAGCGAAGUGGAAGAAGGUUUAGCAGACGAGAACAGCACCAACAUAACUAUUUCGCUGGAAGAGUACGAGUCCUUACUCGCCUUGGCAAAGAAGGCAGAUGAAAUGCGUACGCUGUCUGUGGAAGACUCGAAUCAGCACGCCGCAUGGGGAAGCAAGCAAGAAGUGGAGAUCCUGAAGAGAGAGCUUGAAGCGGCAAGCUCGAGGAUUGGCGAGUUCAGGACUCGGGCCGAACAGGCAGCCAGCCGGGCGGAGGCCGCUGAGAAUGCCAAAUCAGCACUGGAGGAUCAGCUCCGGAGGUGGCGGGAACAGAAGCAGAGGAGGAAGGCUGCAGUUCAAGCGCUCAGGGAGGAAUCAAUCUCGAGAGAGUUCAACCCUCCCACAUACGACAGUACUCCGACUUCGCAUAUUCCUCUUUUCAAGAUUCUUAACAUGAAAUUCUAGCCUCGGAAAGUCACAAAAGCUUGGUCCGAAUAAAAGUUACGAAGGGAAAUAUGGGUCUGCUGGUCAUAUGUAGCAGAUAAGUGCCACAAGUGUGAUUAUCUGAUAUGGGUAUCUAUGCCAAAACUUCAUCAUCAACAUUCUUUUUUCUGAAGAAGUGGAUGUUUA
Messenger RNA from Rhodamnia argentea, 2808 nucleotides. RefSeq names its product protein WEAK CHLOROPLAST MOVEMENT UNDER BLUE LIGHT 1-like. The record is from RefSeq and is a predicted model, not a curated record. Bases 862 to 2643 code for a protein of 593 amino acids. The transcript has 2 exons. NCBI's taxonomy places the organism in Eukaryota, Viridiplantae, Streptophyta, Magnoliopsida, Myrtales, Myrtaceae.